GAGCAAUUGAUUGCAUUGUAUCGAGGUGGCGUUCUAUAUUUAUUCGACGACAGUGGUGUCCAGAUCAUUCAACCCGAAAAGUAUCAAACUGUUAAAGAAUACACAUGUCAGCCAACACUGCAGAAAUCGACCCCAAAUAUUCAGGGACUAUCUCUCGCUGCUUCUCCAACAAAGAUUAUUGAAUACGACUCUUCUGGGGUACUUGAGAUUGAGGAGCUGUUUGCAGGAGGCUCAAAGCAUGGCAUCAUUCAAGGACUUCAAGAUUUUCUGCAGCGCCUUUCCCCACCAUUCCCCCCUUCAAAGCAACAUUUCAUCUUUGUUGUCCCCGAAAACCUAAAAUUUUUUAGCUGCCAACACUCCACAGAAGGGUUUUUGCAGAUUCAUGCCCCAUAUAUAGCGAAGGUAUCAGUAGAAUCCACAGCCGACAAGAGUACGGAUUAUGUGGGGAUUCAACUAUCAUUACACAGGCUUCAACUUCUUCCAUUACAUUACACUAUCCCUUUCGGAGUUGAAUCCACACCCGUCGACAAGAGCCGUGGUAGCUCAGCGGGAGAGCACCCACCUAGAGUAUGGGCGUCCCGGGUUCGAUCCCCGGUCACGACACUUUUGAUUCCUUUAAUCCCGUUCCAUGGCCAAGACGGAUCGACAGAGCGCUCAGAACUAGUCCAGCCAGCCACCUAG
Messenger RNA from Acaulospora colombiana, 681 nucleotides. The record is from the annotation of a GenBank genome assembly. NCBI's taxonomy places the organism in Eukaryota, Fungi, Glomeromycota, Glomeromycetes, Diversisporales, Acaulosporaceae.